GGUUCACGCGGACAUUGAGCGCGCGCCACCGCGAGCGCUCACACGGCUCUGAGCUGUGAAUAAAGACGAGGAGCGGCUGCGGACGGGCUGGAAACGAUGAAGAAAUUCGGCAGAAAAUAAGUUUGACGGAGAGUGUCCGCUGAGGAGGCCUGAAGUCUGGUGGUUUCUCCUGCGGGGAGAGCCUCUCAGCAUCUCCCCAAAGAGCCGCAGCACAGACGGCGCGUUUUAUCUUUGCUGGCUGUUCGGAGACCUUGUUUGCUCUCGGCCAGGUGUUCAAAGAAUUAUCCAGCCAGCCCUGCUGAUGGCAAAGAUGAGCUGGGCUGCUGGUACUCAGUGUGUAGCCAAGGGGGAUCACAAAAAACCCAAACCUGGAGAACUGCUGUACCGCAAAGGAGACAUCCUCACUAUUGUUGACACAACCACGAAGAAGGGAUACUACAGAGCCAGACACAACACCACAGGAGAAGAAGGAAUCAUCAACGCCACCAAUGUGCGUGAAAGAGAGGCUCUGCGAGUCGACCCCAGCCUCAGUCUCAUGCCCUGGUUUCACGGAAAGAUCUCCGGUCCAGAAGCUGUGUCUAAGCUACAGCCAGCCGAGGAUGGCCUGUUCCUGGUGCGAGAGAGCAUCCGCCAUCCCGGCGACUACGUCCUGUGCGUGAGCGUCUCCGGAGAGGUCAUUCACUACAGGGUGAUUUAUCAGGACAACAAGCUGACCAUCGAUAAAACACAGUAUUUCUACAACCUCAUCGAUAUGAUAGAGUUCUAUUCAAAGAACAAAGGCUCGAUCGCUACGACUCUUCUGAAGCCCAAACAGAAACAGGGAACCAAGUCAGCUGAGUUGGAGCUGUCUAAAAAUGGAUGGCUGUUGGACAUUGAGAAGCUCACUCUGGGAGAGAAUAUUGGUGAAGGGGAGUUUGGUGCUGUUUAUGAAGGGGUGUACAUGGGCCAGAGGGUGGCAGUGAAGACCAUUAAAUGUGAUGUCACAGCUCAGGCGUUCCUGCAGGAGACCACGGUUAUGACGAAGCUGCAGCAUAAAAAUCUGGUGCGGCUGUUGGGAGUCAUCCUUCACAAAGGGCUUCACAUUGUCACAGAGCUCAUGACAAAGGGAAACCUCGUUAACUUUCUCAGGACACGGGGGCGUUCAGUUGUAAACUCUGUUCAGCUGCUUCGCUUUUCUCUUGAUGUGUGUGAAGGGAUGGAGUACCUGGAGUCAAAGAAGCUGGUUCACAGAGAUCUGGCAGCUCGUAAUGUCCUAAUUUCUGAUGACAAUGUAGCCAAGGUGAGCGACUUCGGCCUAACCAAAGUGGAUUCCAAGGUGUCAGAUAAAGCCAAACUGCCGGUGAAAUGGACGGCACCUGAAGCGCUGAAGAAAGAGAAAUUCAGCACAAAGUCAGAUGUUUGGAGUUACGGCAUUCUUCUGUGGGAGAUCUUCUCAUACGGUCGUCAGCCUUACCCCAAGAUGUCUCUGCAGGAGGUGAAAGACAAAGUGGAACAAGGCUAUCGCAUGGAAGCUCCAGAAGACUGUCCUCCAAGUGUUUACUCCCUGAUGAGGCUUUGCUGGGAGCAGGAACCUCGGAAAAGACCCGGAUUUCACAAGCUGAGGGAGAAACUUGACCGAGAGAUGGAAAAACUCAGCCCGGGCUCUGGGUCAAAGUCUCAAGAUCAGACCGGAUCUUGAUCCUGAAUUACUGCCCUGCAGUCUGGGAUACAAAUACAAGCUGUUGGACCGUUGAGUUUUAGAGCCACAAGAGUUUUCCUGAGGGAAAAGACAGUGAACUCUGAUCAUGAAUGUAUGUGAUGCAAGAUGGUUGGAGCCAUGACUACACCAAACUUCACCUUUUGGCUCUCGAUGGCCUACCUAACCUGAUAAACUACAGAAUAAACCGUGAAACGCUUGACUUUUGUCAUGACAGCUGUUGGAUGGAUUGCAAUAAUAUUUAGUGCAGAUAUUUAUGUUCCUCUCAGGAUGGAUUGUAAUAAUUUUGGUAAACCCUUAAAGCAACACUAUGUACAUUUUGCAGAGCAGUAACAACAGAGCGGUGUUUACAGGAUUCAGCCUGUCUGAGUUUCUGCUUCUUUUAUAGCCGGUUGUCAGUUUUAGGGGUUUUGAAAGAAUAUGUGUACUCCGAGUCCAGAUUAAGCAGCUUUCACUGUCCACAGAAAGAGGACAGGAGCUUUCAGGUCACAUGACUAAGAGGACACAAACAGAUAAUAAAAUAUCUGUGCAGGGACGAGACUGUGACUCUGAUGUACCUGUAAGGAGCUCGAUCCAUUUGGUUGCUCUUCAUUAUACAGGCACUGAUUUAUGGUGCAAUUUUCCCCAAAUUUGUCAUUUCUUUCUGAAAUUAGGUUUCAGUAUUUGAAAUACAUGAGUAUUUACUUCCAGUAGAAAAAGAAAAUAACAACUUUAAGAUUUUUUUAAUGGGUGCCUUUAGAGAUUUUUAAGAAAUUCUACUUUAUUAGGGACCAAAUAAUAUCUUUGGGGGUCGUAGAGGAAAGGACAAAUGCUGUUAUAGUCAAUUAUUGUUACGGGCUAAGCUAACUUUCAAAAGCAGCUUUGGCCUGCUCUCUUAUUUAUAAUCCUAUAGUCUUAUAAUAUAAUCUUAUCUAUCUUAUCUUUUAAGAUAGCUCCUGAAACACCACUUAAUUGGUCAGAGUAAUUUUUUUCUUCCAUUUUUGUUGAUUUUUGUCUUUUAGGCCUUCAUGCAUUACUCAUCAGCCAUUUCCGGUCUGAAACAUCUCUUCUAACUGGGAGUGCAUGCCAAACCUGUAAACACAACUCAAGCAUAUUAAAGAGAAAUAAUGUGCGAUUACAGAGUAACAACGGGAAACCUUCACAACACGAGGAACUCAUUACAUUUCUUUUCAAAGGGACUCAAGAAUUUAAAUCAGCAAAUGGAAAUUAGACCCUAAAUUCAGAAAAAUCAUAUUUUUAAAUGUAUAGAACAACUGCAUGUGUUUCUUUCAUGUUCUAUUUAUUAAAGUGCACAUAUGACUUGUUUUUCACCACGUGAUUGUCAGCUUUUAUUUUUUUAUUUUUUAUGGGAAAGAGAUUUCUUGGUAUUACUAAAAGCAAAUCUUAGAGCAAAAUGAAGCCUCUUUUUGGAUUGUUGUUGUGUCACACGACCAAAUUAAAGAUGUCAUUUGAUUUAAGUCUCGGUAAGCCUGGUAUUGUCCCAAGAGACGAAUCGCAAAUUGAGGCUUGAUCCUUGGUCUCUUGUUAUCCUUGUUAUCCUCCGCGAUUUGUUCAAUCUGCUCUGCGAUGUUCAAUCUGCUCUGUGUAACGGGAUGAGCAGCAAUUUUCUGCGAAAGGAUUUAUAAAA
Pelmatolapia mariae (spotted tilapia) is the source of this 3323-nucleotide messenger RNA. RefSeq names its product megakaryocyte-associated tyrosine kinase (gene matk). The record is from RefSeq and is a predicted model, not a curated record. Gene Ontology annotation, biological process: protein phosphorylation. Gene Ontology annotation, molecular function: ATP binding; protein binding; non-membrane spanning protein tyrosine kinase activity. The coding region runs from base 302 to 1678 and encodes 458 amino acids. The transcript has 13 exons. Lineage: Eukaryota; Metazoa; Chordata; Actinopteri; Cichliformes; Cichlidae.